CCCCCGUCCCUUCCACCAGUCAGCUGUGCUAUUAGGUGCCUAGCUGAGCGGAGCUAGCUAACAGAAAAAUAACAUUACGAAAAGAUAUUUGGACGGUUAACGAUAUGGAUAAAAAUGCCACGCGAUACAACGUCCAGCUGUAUAUUUAUGAUUUAUCGAGAGGAAUGGCGCGCAGCCUCAGUCCGAUCAUGUUAGGAAAACAACUGGACGGUAUAUGGCACACAGCUAUAGUGGCGUACGGUGAUGAGUUCUUCUUCGGUGGGGAGGGCAUCUCCAGCUGUUCGCCGGGGGGGACAAUGCUGGGACCUCCAGACACGGUGGUGGAGCUGGGUGAAACCGAAGUGUCGGAGGAGAUCUUCAUGGAUUACCUCUCUUCCCUGGGAGAAAGCACAUACAGAGGUGACAGGUAUCGUCUUUUUGAGCACAACUGCAACACCUUCACCAACGAGGUGGCUCAGUUUCUGACGGGCAGGACCAUCCCGUCCUACAUCACCGACCUUCCAUCCGAAGUCCUCUCCACACCGUUUGGCCAGAUCCUGCGGCCCAUUCUGGACUCCAUCCACAUCGCCCCCCCAGGAGGAAACGUCAUCAACGGGGGAAGGAACAUCUAACCUGAGAGAGCAGCAGAGUCCGUGUUCUCCAGGUCACUUCCAUUGUAGUCAGUCACUGAGAACUCUCAACCUCUCCGUCUUUCUUUCUUUCUUUCCUUCUUCUCUUCUUCUCCUCCUUCCUCUCUUUCUUUCUUAUUGUAAAUAAACUACAAAGCUAAUUGCUGUAACUGAUAGACGACCAGUUAAUCCUUGAAAUUCAUUAUUUAAGUUUCAUUCCCUCGUCUAAGACGCCCUUCCUGAAAACCACUUAGUCACUGCCCUCGUCGUGACGCUUGAGGGUGCCUGGGUCAGUGCUGAUCAACAGCUGGACAGAAACAAUAGACAGAUGUGGAGACUUGCAGUAUCAUACCAGCACAGCCUGAUCUCACCGUUGACUUUCCCACUCUGAAAGUUGAGUUUGAUGAAUGUUUAUUUUUAGAAGUGAAUGGAAGUAAAAGAUAUUUCACCGAGUAUUUUCCUGAUCAGAUUUGAGGCGCUGCAAGUUUAUUGAGUAUUUAGACUCCACAGCAUGAAAUAUUGCAUAUCUGAUAGCUGUAAUUAAACCAUCUACAACAUUCAAAUACCUCUUAGCACAUUAGUGCAUCAAGCUAAUUUAUUAUAAAAUCAUUUCUAUUAGUUUUUUCCCCCAUUUUGAUGUUGCCACAUGUUUUUUUUUUAAAAAAAAAGGAUUUUAUCUCCCGACAUAUCAGGUUUCACACACGGGUUACACAGAGAGAUCAUCUGCUGCUGACUGCAAUGGAAAUAAUCUGAGUGUACACGUUUGCAUAGAUCUGUUUAUUAUAUUCAAGUCAGAGGAGAGGGAGGGUUGGAUCUUUUAAUGUCAAUCAGAUUUUAAUUUUUGCACUUUUUAUGCUUUUGUUUUACUUUUGUGUUAUUUGGUAGCUUGUGUUUGAUUUCCCUUCGGCCACCUCCCCUCCCUGCACCUCCCGUGUUUGUUUCUGUUUCUGUUCGAUCCGGCGGCUUUACCUUACAUUAUAUCAUUCCAGCUGUCGCAGACAUACGGCAGGUGACCGACGCCUAACUAGCUCAGAGGUUAUAAGCUUACAUAAGAGAUUACAUGAACUGUGUUGACUGUGUAUCUUUAUAGCAGGACUGGGAUCAGUUCACCCUGAAGUCGGUUGUUUCUGUGUGUACAAAAGUAAAACCCUGCGUAACCCUGGUAACGGCGAGAAGAAAACACACCCUGGUCCGUUGAAUCUCCUGUGUGACACGACUAACAGUGAACUGCAUCUCAGCCCAGUUAUAUGACAGACGUCUCGGCCUGUUACCAGCUGCAGAGGGAGACGCUGAUCACAGAGACACUUGUUCUAUAAUUAUUUAUAAUUCAUGUUGCUCCAGUUGCCAUGUGGGUAAUUUUAAACAAAUUGCACAUCCACAGAUAUUUUUAACGUAGAGGUGACCGUACGCAGGGCGAACGUCCGGCGCUGUCGACUUAUCAACGCUCUGCUCGAGUCCUUUAACAGCCACCAGAGUGUGUUCGAUAUACGACACACCUCUGUGCCUUCAUUUCCCUCCGCUUGGUUCCAGUCACACUGCUGCGGGUUGGCAUGGUUACAGGAUAGCACAGAUGGUAUAUUCCUAUGCAUUCUGCAUUAGAGAUCCGAUAGCUGGUUUACUGUAUGAUGGUCCAGGAAAAUCUUAAAAAAUGCGUAAAUUAGGUAAAAGUUGAACGUAAAAGUGGCGAACACUCAUCAUGCAGUGACACAAUGAUUUAAAUUCUUAACUUUUUAAAACAAGCAGCUGAAAAUAUUCCAGGUCGAUCAACAUCUGGAUCCAGUACUGUAACUCUGAGUGCAUUAUCCACUGCACUCUGCCGCCACAGAGAACAUAGAUAACACUCACAGCUGAUCACAUGCUUUAGGCGUUAGCUGAUUAGCAUGGUGUUACAUGUAGAGAACCGGGGACGUCACAGGAGAAGUAAUAAAACUUUUCCUUCAUUUCAUAUUUUAAAAAUAGCAAUAUUAAAAAGAAUUUAUAAAUGAAGGAAUAAUCCAUCAGUUGAUACUUGAUAUUUAAAAAUUCAUUUACAAAAACAGCAUGAAACUCUCAUUAAAUAAACCGUUUAUAAAUACAUUUAUUAAUUCAUGAAUAAAUAAUAGAAUUUGAAAAGGCAGUUUAAAAAUGUGAAUAAAUAACUUUGUGGACAUGAUGUGACUGGUUAGCUGUCCAACCAAUCAGAGAGCUUGGUUUCACCAGCACUGAAGGUUGAUAUUCAAUUUCCAUUUCUUUUUUUCCAGCUGAUUUUCCUGUUAGCUAAUCGAUUAGCUUAGUCAUUUAGCUUCUCCUUUUAGCCUUCAGUGCUGGUGAAACCAAGCUCUCUGAUUGGUUGGACAGCUAACCAGUCACAUCAUGUCCACAAAGUUAUUUAUUCACAUUUUUAAAAUGUCUUUUCACAUUUUAUUACUUAUUCAUGAAUUAAUAAAUGUAUUUAUAAACGGUUUAUUUGAUGAGAGUUUUAUGCUGUUUUUUGUAAAUCCAUUUUUAAAUCUGAAGUAUUAAUUGACGGAUUAAUCGUUCAUUUAUAAAUCAUUUUUACAAUUCCUGUUUUUGAUGCCUAUUAAAAUAUGAAAUGAAGGAAAUGAUUGAAGUAUUGAAGCGAACCACACACACAACCUCACGAGCCUUUCCCUGCUUAAACAGACAGAGUGAAGGAUGAACGAAGCACAGGAAAAACAACAAGUCUCAAAGCGUGAUUAAACCAGCAUUAACUGUCAUCAUGUUCUCCUGCAAUAAAUGAACCUUACACACACUUUACCUUCCAAGCAGCCACUUAACUAAAAGUGUAACCUGACAUCUGUAAGUAUUUGGUUUCUUUUAGAGAUGGACAUAUUCAACUUGUACUCCCCUUUAAGAGGCUAGAAAGCUCAGGUGAAUCUGGGUUCUGUUAUUUUGCCUUCAGCUAACCAACUGACUGACAUGCUAAUGCUAACGCUAACCAGACCACUGAAAUGUAUUACUGCACAAGUCACCCUGUGUUGCUGUAAUGUGUGUUGUUGCUGGCUGCUACCUGUAAUGUGAAAUUGCAACAGAUAUAUUUAUGGAUAUUAUUCCCUAUUUGAGUAAUCUAACUAUAGUAGAUAUGCCUAUGCAUAUUGUUUGUAAUGUUUGUGUAAUUGUUUUUGUUGUUUUUGUAAUUCAACCUAUACAUAAAGCCAUUGACUGCA
Molecule: messenger RNA, 3775 nt
Organism: Seriola aureovittata
Lineage: Eukaryota; Metazoa; Chordata; Actinopteri; Carangiformes; Carangidae
Gene: desi1a
Product: desumoylating isopeptidase 1a
Exons: 6
Coding region: 105-611 (168 amino acids)
Biological process (GO): protein modification by small protein removal
Molecular function (GO): peptidase activity
Source: RefSeq, a predicted model, not a curated record